Messenger RNA from Suillus fuscotomentosus, 1251 nucleotides. RefSeq lists its product as uncharacterized. Lineage: Eukaryota; Fungi; Basidiomycota; Agaricomycetes; Boletales; Suillaceae. The transcript is spliced from 6 exons. The record is from RefSeq and is a predicted model, not a curated record. The coding region runs from base 1 to 1251 and encodes 416 amino acids.
AUGCAUACACCACAGAGAGUCAUUGAGACGCUAUUGAGAAUGGGUGUCAGUGUAUCAGUGCAUGCAAUAAAUGCAGCGAUAACAUCAUUGUCCGCAGAGUCUCGCCAUGCCAUUCAAGCCCUUGGCCAAACACUCCUUGCAGCCUACGCAUAUGACAAUUUCGAUGUUGACCUGAAAAAAACGGUCCACACUCAUGGUGUUACAUGCGAGGACUUGCAGUGCUCAUCAACACUGUGGGAAAAUUUUCCCCUCAAUCCGCACGUCAAUGCAUCAACAGCACUGAAGGACAGAUGGAAAGACCUACUGAAUCUACAUUCUGAUCCCUUGGAUGCAACUGGUCUGUCUCAUCAAGACUGUUUCAACUCAUGGAAAAUGCUCUCUGACCUCGUCAACUUUGGUCCCCCAUACUUUCAUCAGUUCAAGAAUCAGCUUUGCAACCCAGGGACAGUUGAGGCUAUUCCUGUCAUAAAAACUCCAAUUCUUGCUGUGCGGGUCAUGCAUGUUUGCAACUCCACAGUAUCUGACAAUAUAUGUUCAGUAGUUGAGCUGUUGCAGCAGGGGGGCAUCGAGGAUCCAGUAGAGAUUGAUGACCCAGACACAGACAUGCUGAACAUGUCAGAGUAUGUCAUACUAUUCCAUGGUGAUCUUGGCACCGGGGAACAUCUUCUGGCUGCCCAGCAGCGAGGUGCAAUCGAGGCCACACGAUGGAAGCGAUUUCAGCAUGUUAUCUUUAUUCCAAGUUUGUUCCACCUCAAGAUGGCCAGCGCAGAUGCUAUAUGGCGCAUUUUUCUGCAGCCAAUUUCAGCUUGGGAUGAUGACAGCGUAUUGAUGCAGGACAUUGGAAUGCUUCGACCUAAGGAGACUGGAAUAUAUGGAUCAAAACCGGUCGAGGCCAAAAAGCACAACUCCUUGCACACAGAUCUUGAUGCAUUCACUGCAUCAGAGCCUUCAUUUGAUGACUUGAAAACCAUGGCAGAUCAACUUGCACACAAUUAUAUUGCCAAUCACAGAACCAGUAAAAUAUCAGGGAUCAGAAACACCAAGUCUUGGUAUGACGAAAGCCAAACCUUUGUCACAAAGUAUGAAGACACUAGACUCACGCGAAAAUUACACAAUGUUGCUGUCUCUGCUGAUAUGGAUAUGCUUCGCAUGCCAGCCUUUGCAAUAUUUUUAAGGCUCCGCACAUCGCCAGCAGUGAUGUGCCGCUGUGGCUGGCGAUGUUUACAAAUGUUAUCUGCCAGCCGCUGCUGA